GCAAAGAAACAUCAAAGGCAUUAUGCUGAAGUGCACCAAUUACUCCCUGGGCCUGCUGUUAUCUAGCAGGUCAAACCCACCCCAGGCACCCUAACUUAUUUAUUAGCCUUCCUCUACAACCCAAUAGAGAGCAGAAAAAAUGGAAAGAGGACACUAAAGGAUCAGAAGAAAAGAUACCACAGACAGCCCCUCACAUGGGCAAGAAAAGAGGCAUCAUGUGGGAUGGAGCAAGGGGGAUACAGAGCUCACUGAUUUUUAACAGAGUGCAAGACAGUGUCUUGCAUGAAGGUGUAUGGGUGGGAAAGGGAAGUAUUAAGGGCAAACCCGGACAUGUUGACAUGGCAAAAAAUCACACAGACAAUUGCAAAACUACACAGAAAAAGAUGGAUGGACACGAAGAUCCAUCACUGUGUGCUAUGGGUCAGAUGCUUACUGCUAUAAAUGAAAUCCCAGCUAUUUCUCAAAAAAGUAUCUAUGACUUAGCUAUGCUACGUCCUGUAUGAAACAAAGGAAAACAACCAAGAAACAAUACAAAAGGACUCCCCUGCCUUAAACCUGGUCACACUCUAUUAGGGAUUACCAGGGUGCUUUCAGGUUCCCUUCCCAGCAGGAGGCAGCAAACAGAAGACGAGAAAUCAACACUAAAAAUACUGACAAGCUGCUGUCAGUAUAGCCCAAAUACUGCAGCCUGUAGAUCACCAAGGCUAUAGCCACCUCUACCACUAGUGGGUAGCACUAGUUAAGACACCUUUGAAUUUUCUUUUCACAAAGUUCUUUAGAAGCUGUUAAGGGAAACUCAGGCAUAAUUAUAGGAGAGAUACAGCAGAAGCAGUUUCUGGCCUGAGUUUACAACAGUAUUCACCAGGAGCCCCAUGUCCUUUCAGCAGAGCUGCUGCCCAGCCCUCCCUGCCCAGCCUGCAGCUCCACAGAGGCUGCUCCAUCCCAGAGCCUGCAGGUUCCCUGCAGCCAGGGUGGUUUCUGCACCCAAGGUCCUUCACAGAUCUACAAUCAAAUGUUCUUCAGACUGACCCAACCAGGAGUAAGAGCUACUCUCUCAGCCCACUCCUUAUAGGGGAUAAAUUCACACAACCCAUAUGUUAUCACAUAGCUUAGCCACUGCUCUGUCAUCCUCAUACCUUAUUCUGCAUCUCAAAAUAACUGAUAAAAGCAGGUGGUUAUCACAACGUAUUGCUCUGCUGUUUGACAGGAACAGUUUGUGAAUAUUUAGCACCUUGCUCCCAGUUUGUUUCUUAGAGGCAAAGAAAUUUCUAUCACAUGCAAUGAAGCACAAAGGAGAACUCAGUUUUUAAAGAGCAUUACACAGCCUUACAUUUCUCAUGUCAGUAGUGUUCUUUCAAUAAAUGAUGCUGCAGAAGUAAGACAAUUUUUUUUCUUUAUGUGCAUUUGCAGGCACCAAACUCAAGCAGUCACAGAUACAAGCUCACAGCUCCACAAGUCAGAGUUCCAAAAGUACUCCAGCUACAGUAGCACAGGCUGCUGCAAAGAUCUGCUUGUGUGGGCUCAUUUCUCUCAGCAGUGUUUCCCUCUCUUGCAGAACCAGGGGACCCUCGAACUGCUGUACAUUAGAACUCACCAGGUGACGCCUUUCAGGCAAUCUUGAAUCAGAGGUGAGUUCUGCUAAUCUUAUGCAGAGUAAUAUCUUUAGUAGCAUUAAUCUCACAGAAACAUGGUGUUUGUAGCUCAGAAGAGAGGGCAUUUAGCAUUUGGGCUGAAUCUUUAAAAAGCCAAUAAACCUGUCUUACAAAAGACUUAAUUUACCAGGUAAACAGCUUGCAAAGAUCACUAGUCUUGGGGCUGUUACUUUAUGUGCUGGCAACAUCCCUGACUGUAGGGCUGUUGAGUUAAGGAGAGGCUUAAGGAAUUAAGCCUCUCCUUAACUUGGAGAGCUAACACUGCAAAACCCCAUCAACUCUUGCAAGGGAGUGUGAUGGAAGGGGCUGACAGAGAAUUGGUGACACCUUCCUCUGAGAGUAAUACAAAUAUAGUGCAUUAAUGAAAAUCCUCCAUGUUUCAGUAAGUCGCUUGAAAUGGGGAAAGGAAGAAGUGCUGCCAUCUGAUGAUGUGACUGACAUCUAAAGAACAAGAUGAGGCUUAACUGAAACACAAGUUCUGAAGUACUCAUUGAGACUCAAAUCCUUACUUUUGGGACAGGUCCAACCCAAGCCAAACAACUCUGAUGCUCAGUCUGCAACCUGAGCCUAAAUGGCACAUUUGACAAAACAAAUUUUAUUUCUCUCAUGGGUUUCUCCAGAAACCCCAAUUCAAGCACUAAAUCACUGAUGUAUUAGAAAGCUUAAUCCUUACACUGUUUCCAGAAGCCUCUUUGUAAUUGUCUUUUGAGUAUGCUUUUGAGUCCCCAUCAAUAUAAAUCUAGUAACAGAUGAUGUGUUCAAAUCCACCAGCUGUUGUGUUUAGGCCCUGACUCAAGACAAUCCUCUUCAGCAAAUAAAUAGAUUUGCCUUUGUCUGUCAUGGAUGCUUUACUACAACUCUUAUCUGUUAGCACUUAGGAUUUUGUCUGUCUCCUGGGUGCAUUAGGAUUUAAUUAUUUGCUGAGUAAAAAAUCUCAAUAUGUAUCCUUCCAGGCUGCCUUUAAAAAGAAGGCAACAUGGCAACUACAGAUAGUGCUAACUUUUAUUAUACCUUCUCCCUCACUUAUCCCUAUGAAAACAGAAAUGAGAAUUUUCAUAUUAAUAAGAGUCUUUCUGCCACAUAUGUAUUUUGUUGUUUUCAUCCUCGGCCUAACAGGAAAUGCACUGGUCUUUGUCAUACUAAGUUUCUACAUGAAACUGAAGACGCUGACAGAAACUGACGUACUUUUGCUGAACCUGGCUAUAGCUGACUGGGUUUUUCUUUGGAUGCUGCCACUCUGAGCAUACUCUGCUGCUCAGGAGUGGAUUUCAGGCACUGUGGCAUGCAUGGGGCUUGUAUACACUUCAAUGUUAAUUCUAAUGUCUAUCACCUUUGACCAGCUUAUUGCUGUUACUUUUGCCACCAAAGCACAGUGUCAAACCAAACAAAUGACAUGGGGCAAAUUAAUCUCUGUCUUGAUCCGGGUGAUCUCACAAGCAUUUGCUGGACCACACUUUGUUUUUUGGGAGGUUAAUUUUGAUAAUGAAAUAUGUCAGGAAGAAUACCCAAACUGUCACACAGAACAGGUUCUUGAAGUGAUCCAAGUGAGUCUUGCUUACUUUAUUCCCAUGCUUGCCAUGAUCAUCUGCUACUCACUAAUUAUUAAAACCUUACUGUGUGCUAAAAGUCUUCAAAAGAACAAAUCUAUAAUAUUUUCUGUAGUUGUCCUGUUUAUUCUUACCCAGAUACCCUAUACUUUCUUCAGAUUGAUAAAAAUCAUAGACUGGAGCUUUAAAUUGAACAGCAGCUUUGAAUAUGCAAUUACCAUAACAAAAGCUCUUGCUUAUUUUUAUGCCUGUCUUAAUCCCUACUUCUUCACAGGAAUGAAAAUCAGGAAGUACUAACACAAAGUUAUUAAAAAAUCAAGAUGUGCCAAAUGGUAAGUUACAGCUCAACAGUGGCAAACCAUCAAAGAGGAAGACUCUAAAUCUUUUACUGCUUUAUAUAGUGCAGAUGCCACAAACAUGUACUCACUAUAAAACUGCCUAGAAAAUCUGGUAACUAUUUUUCAGCUUCUUUUUUUCUGUCUGUUUUGUUUGUAAAUACUGAUGUGGGGAGUCUGAGUGAAAGAGGAAAUACCAUUACUAAAAACAUCGUGAUCAGCUUAGAACCAACCUAUUUUUAUCAUGAUACUUUUUAUUACUUCCUGCUUUUUCAGUCCAAGCUGGUAACUGAGUUAACAGUGCAGAUCUUCAAAAAGUAUAAAAAACAAUGAGAUAAAACUGCACUUUUCAUGACAUAAAGGUAAUUUGAAUUUCCUGACUCCCAAACCUCUUGCCUGCUGGUUUUCUAUGAAUGGUGUUUGUUAAUGAAAGCUUUUAUGAGUUGUUUCAAAUAUAUUACAUAUUUUAGUUCAGCCCAUUCACUUAAUGAGAAUUCCUAGAUUUUAAACAUAUAUAUUUCAAUUUUCAUGCUGAGUUUCAUGUGUGGUUGAGUUUUUUUGGAUGUUUUGGGGUUUUUUUUCCAUCUAGGACAAGGUCUGUAGACAAAAUCCUUUAGCAUUCAUCUAAAAUUUCUGUGAUAAAGUAGCGUUUUCCUCUGCCUUUCACUUACUAUCAGGUUCACGGUCUGAGUGUCCCAUACACAUCUCUUUCUUUAUUUUAUAACAGAGCUCAUGUUGCCAGAUUACCAGGCCCCUUGUGAACACCAGGAAUAUCAUAUCACACACACAUGGGCUCCAACAAUGAGCAGUGUUUCUGUAGAUGCAAACUCUCACACCCUGAUUCUCCACACAUUCUUUGCAUCAUGACAUCUUUCCAGUCUGUUUUUCCUGGCACCUUGGUUCCCUUGUCAUUAAACUGUGGAUUCCUUGGCUGUUUUCCAACCUUGUUCCACCAGUUCUCCCUUUCCACUUCUGGCCUUUUCACUUUCCAGUUGGAGGGAAAAAGAUGUGCAGGGGGCAGAAAAGUGUGCAAAAGCUCUUGCACAAAGUAGUAGAGCAGGUGUGAGACUGGAACAGGGAAAAGAAAGAAGGGAUGUUGCAGAGGAGCAAAGGGAGGACUUUACACAGCUGUGGGCUGCUUGCAAUAAAAGCAGGGUUGGGUGUGGCCCAAAGGGUCAAAAUCCUUUGCAUUACACCUUUGAAAUACCAAUUUUAACUACUUCAAACCAUUCUUGCAAAAACCACACUCUCUGGAUGGUCCUUUACUCCCCAUUAAUACCCAGACCUUCCUAUAAGAGCACUGCAGCUCAGAGGAACCUGACCCUUUUUGGCAGCAGUGUGCCCAUCUCACCACUUUUCCCUUUAGGAAACAACUCCUUGGGCAAUCCUUUCCUUACUACACAAUUGUUUCUCCCACAGCGAAAUAUCCUUAAAAACAAACCUACAAAGCAAUGUGGUGUGACUGCAUGUGUAAAGGUGCCAUCUCAACACACAGCUGCAAGGUGGCAGGGUGCUCCAGCACAGGGUGGCAAGAGGUGCUCCUGUCCCCUCUCCUUCCUGGCUGGUUCUGCACUGGGCAGGGAACACUUCAGACAACAUGCACUUCCCCCUUUCAGCUAUGCCGCACCCUGCCCAGCCACAUGAGUUGUAAUUAGGCCAGCAAAGAGUGUUAUGAGUCAUCAAGAAAAAAAGCAAUCCAAACAAAAGCAACCACUAUGCAGACAGGCUGAGACGUUCUUUCUACCACUACCAAGAUGUGAAUAAACUUUGUUCCUGUACCAGGCUAGUGGCAACUUUGGGGUUUUUUCACUCUUCUGCUGUCUGUGACCUUGAUUUUGCUGCUGCAACAUUGAUUACAGGCAUGUUAUGCCUACAACACAUAAAAAUGGAAACACAGUGCACUGGUUUAUCCUGGGGCCCUUUGUUUUAUAAUACAAUAUGCAAAUGUACUUUAGAAAUAAGAGUUCAAAAUACAACACUUCAAAAGAAAACCCCUGCGCCUUGAAGUAGCAAGAUGUAUCACAAUUGCACAAUUAAUCUCAGCUUCUCACAUUCAAGAUUUUGAUCAGGUUGGUCCAAACGCACAUAACAAACUUGAAAGGAUGAACAAACUGCUGCUUAAUCCUAACCUUUAGGAAAUAGCUACUUCAAGGUCAGCCAGACUUAUGUUGGUACAAUCAUCUCUCUUAUUCUGCCACACACCUCUGCAGAUGAUGACUAAGGCGAGUUUUAAUUGAUUCUCAACUGAUCGGUACCCAUCUCAAGAUUUGCUCUUAUGAAAGAAUUUUGUUGUAAUUGUUUCAUGUCACUUCAAGGAAAGAACAACAGUGGCAGGGCUAAGACACCAAGUGAAAAAUAGAGUAAAAGUACAGUAGGCACCAUAAGGGGGACAAAUAGGAACAGGAAUGUCCUUUAAGAUAAUUCACUGCUUUGAAGACCAACUUGCAUUUUUAGUCCAGCAAGGACUCACACCUAGUAUUAUAGGUAUGGUCAGUGUGAAAAACUCUGCUGUCAGCCAGAGAGAGAGAUCAUAAGAAACUAUGUCAACAAAGCAUGUCAAUUGCAGAUCUUCUACUUGGACAGCCAGCCUCCCUUCUCUUCCCUCUCCUUCAUUUUUAAAGCUCCACCAGCUGGUUUAAAUCUCUGGCAAAAUCAAAAUAGCUUGGAUUAUUUUCAGCAGAUCUCAAUAAAGAAGUUUAGCUGGAAAACUGACUUAUUUGUAUGCUUUCCUCAGAACUGCAUCUAGCAACCACAAUCUUAGAUUCUUUGUGUGUUCCCCAGACAGUAUAUCUAAGAAAAUUCUACUCCAAAUAUUCAAUUUAAUGCAAAGAGAACAUUAUUGGAAUGCCAGUGGAGACUAUGUGAUGUUUCCACCUAGAAAUCAGGCCACAUUUAGCUGGACACUUUAGAAAGAGAAAGAAUAAAGAUGAUACGUCUAUAUGAAGUUCAAGGUGGUCAGCCCAGUACAGCCAAGAAAUCUGCAGCAAUCAAAUCAGUAGCUCAGAAAGUCACUGAACUGCAGGUCCUUGAACUGUGGGAGAAAACACUGUGGAAAAUUUUUAGUACAUCUCUCAAGGGCUGCUGUUAAAGAUAGGACAGAGGGUCAGCAGACAAUACAGUGGCUCUGGCACAUUUACUCACAAACAACCCAAGUAUCUCAUGCUGCACUUCCUGCUCCUUCCUGUGCUAAGUGACACUCAAGCUUUGGGUACAGGUGUACACCUCACCACUGAAACAAGUGAGAAGACCUGUGUGCUGUCACAAUCAGCACUGUGCCAUGCUGUUUUUCUUUAACAUUCACCACAGGCAUCACACCAUCAUCUGAAUCAUGUAUCAGUUUCUAGAUCUCUCCCAUAACACAAACCCACAAUCAACAAAUCAUCUGCAAUGCAAGAAGGCCAUUCUCCUCUCCAGUGCUCAGGCUAGUGAGCCUGAGCCUUCCAAACAUUACAGGUGUCAUGGGAAAGGGCAGGUGUCAUUUGUGUUCUCUGCAAAGAAUGUCUCAAGUUCAAAGUACAGCCACAGUUCAAAGACUCACCCACCUGCUCAUGAAACUGCUAACAAAAAGCAACAGAGGAUAAAGCACUAUUUCCUGGCUCUCCUGCUUAUAAUCUCACAACAAGGGAAUCUGGACAACCUUUAAAAGUUUACAUGGUGUAAGUAAGUUGUUCCAUGGGUGCUCUUCAAGAAUAGUAUCUUCUUGUUAGUGGCAAUCCUUCCUUUCUGCCUGAAUACUUUGUCAGACAAGAUGAAUUUAGACCAAUCUUGAAUUAAAACAAAUGGUGACCCACACUUAUUUCUCAUCUCCUUGUUGUUUUCUUCAGAGCUAACUCACCUGUAAUAUACCUCCCGCAGAUAGCAUGAAUCAAAAGAAGUAGUACACUUCACUUUUUUCUUCAUAAAACAAACAAAAAUUCCCCCCCACAAACUGUCCUUUUGAAAAACAAAGGCAAUACUAAAUUCAGUUCAUUCAUGUCCACCCAGCACAUGAUAAGCUGGAAUACACCGUCAGUGUUACCUGUCUACAAGGUAGGCAGAAUAUAUUGAAGGUAUUUACCAAGAAACAAAUAUGUAGAAUUUUGAAAAGUCUUUUUUUACCAAAUAAACAACUCUGUACUCUCUGUCUUCAACCCAAACUGCAAGUCAUUGUGGUUUAUACCGGAAAUUUGUCUGUUUGGUGCAAAGUGUCUAGGUCUGCUUUCUCAGCAGCAGAUUAUUUACUCUGUGACUAUUUUCAGUUCAGCAUUUAGAUUUAUCCUGUCUAUUUUUUCUGCUUGGAAGCAAAACAAGUACAUAAUUUAGGUGAAAUUUCUCUUUUUGUUUUUUCUUCUCAAAAGACAAUAUAUUUUAAAGAACAGAAUUUUUGUAAAACAUUUGAAAAUAUCUGAACAAUAGUAAAACAAUAUUUUUGCUAAAAAAUAGAUACAGAUUAAAAUAUAAUACUACAAUGUUAUUUGCAAACCAAGUAUUUGGACAUUCAGAUGGCCUUAAAUCCUUUUCAUUGGUAAUUUAGGUAGAAUUAAAUAUUAAGCUAUUACUGAAAUCUGCACUCACCCCCAUUUUCUUCAAAAAGAAAAGAACAAACUUGUGCCAGAUUUAGCUACACAAUUGUUCUUUUCUGUAAGCUGUCAUUUCUAAGGUAGUAAGGAAGUCUACAUACACAGAGAGCCUGAAUGCUGACUUUAAUGGUGACAGCUGGCCUGAUGACAGCACAGAGCUGGGACUACUCCCCUGUGUUGUGGUGAAGCAGGUGGAGAGAGUGCAUGGAGUGGUUUAGAUUUACUAGACUGAAUGCUGACUGUGCAAACAGACCAAAAUGAUCUUGUGUUGUUCUACUGAACACGUGGCCUGGGAACAGACGUCUUCACUUUACACAGAGGUUGACUGCUCUCACUGAAUGGGAGAAAAAGAACAUUCUAAAGCCAAUUCCAAAGAGUCCCCUCUUUGAGAAGUAGUGAU
Onychostruthus taczanowskii (white-rumped snowfinch) is the source of this 8493-nucleotide messenger RNA. It is a transcript of the gene CXCR6, whose product is annotated as C-X-C motif chemokine receptor 6. Lineage: Eukaryota; Metazoa; Chordata; Aves; Passeriformes; Passeridae. Gene Ontology annotation, molecular function: C-X-C chemokine receptor activity; coreceptor activity. The record is from RefSeq and is a predicted model, not a curated record. Gene Ontology annotation, cellular component: membrane. Gene Ontology annotation, biological process: chemotaxis; G protein-coupled receptor signaling pathway; inflammatory response.